UACCCUCACUUCCGGGUCGGCCAUCUUGGGCGCCGCUCGGCGGGCGUUGGGGGCGGGCUCGGCCCGGGCCGGAGCGGCCAGCGCGCACCGCGGCCCGCGCCAUGGCGGACUUCGACAGCAAUCCCUUCGCCGACCCGGACCUCAACAACCCCUUCAAGGAUCCUUCUGUUACACAAGUGACAAGAAAUGUUCCUCCAGGGCUAGAUGAGUACAAUCCUUUCUCUGAUACAAGAACACCUCCUCCAGGAAAUGUGAAAAUGCCUAAUGUACCCAGUACCCAGCCAGCAAUAAUGAAACCAACAGAAGAACCAGCUGCUUACACACAAAUUGCAAAGGAGCAUGCCUUGGCCCAGGCAGAACUGCUAAAGCGUCAAGAAGAACUGGAGAGAAAAGCAGCUGAACUGGAUCGCAGAGAAAGAGAGAUGCAGAGUCUCAAUCAGCAGGGGGGUAGAAAAAAUAACUGGCCACCUCUUCCUGAGAAUUUUCCAGUAGGUCCUUGUUUCUACCAGGACUUCUCUGUAGACAUUCCUGUAGAAUUCCAGAAGACAGUGAAGAUUAUGUACUAUUUGUGGAUGUUCGAUACACUGACACUGUUUCUUAAUAUCUUUGGAUGUUUGGCCUGGUUUUACGUUGAUGCUACGCGAGGGGUUGAUUUUGGAUUGAGUAUUCUCUGGUUCUUGCUUUUUACCCCUUGUUCUUUUGUCUGCUGGUACAGACCACUUUAUGGAGCUUUCAGGAGUGACAGUUCAUUCAGGUUCUUUGUGUUCUUCUUUGUAUAUAUCUGUCAGUUUGCUGUGCAUGUACUUCAAGCUGCAGGAUUUCAAAGAUGGGGAAACUGUGGGUGGAUUUCAGCUCUUACUGGUCUUAAUAAGAGUAUUCCUGUUGGCAUUAUGAUGAUAAUCAUAGCGGCACUUUUUACAGCAUCUGCUGUUAUCUCACUAGUUAUGUUUAAAAAGGUUCACGGUCUGUACCGCACGACUGGUGCUAGUUUUGAGAAAGCACAGCAGGAAUUUGCAACAGGAGUGAUGUCCAACAAAACUGUACAAACUGCUGCAGCCAAUGCCGCGUCAACAGCAGCAACCAGUGCAGCUCAAAACGCGUUCAAGGGUAACCGGCUGUAGGGAAAUACUAAAAGUCAUCAUGGUUCUCUUCAAUUGUGCUUUGUUUUCCAGUCACUUACUGUAUUCCCUAAGAGCCUAGAUCAAAAGUCACACAGCAUGUUUGUCUCUUCUGCAGCUGUGCAUGGGUAAAAUGGGAAAUGUUUGGUUUAUUUUGUUAUAAAUUUAUUUAUUUAAAAGAUAACCAUUCUUUGCCCUCUUUAAGAACUCACAUUCUCGAAUAUAAAGCCUUCCAUAUUUUAUGGAGAAUAAACAAUUUCAACAAUUGGCCUGAGUAUGAAUCAUGGUGUAUAAUGAUCAAAUAAACGUAUUAAGAAUUCGGAAUUUUUUUAGUCAUUAACUCUAAUGGUUUUUUUUAACUUCAGGAAAGCACUUUGGAUCAAUUGUUUUUCUUUCUAGGAACUGUUUUCCCUAUUUCUACUGUAAGAAGUGGGGUAGACUUAGAAAUGUAGACAGUUAGGUUUGGCUACUGCUUUUGCCAUUUCAACAGCUGCUGGAGGACGAAUGAAAGUAGGUAGAUAUUAUAAAUUUUUUUCUGGUUUGUUUUGGUUUUUUUUAGGAUGACUCUUUUGAUAUAAACCUGUAAGUUUGCAUGAAUACUGUUGAGUUAUCUGAUCUUGUUUAAAUAGUGUUUUGGUCCAGAAGUUACCUGCACCACUUUAUAAUUACAGCAUUUGUUUCUAUCUGUUUUCAUGGAAUAUUCUCUACCUGUGAGAAAUGACUUAUGGUGCAUAAACAUUCUCUGUAAUAGAAUGUGUAAUGCAGUGUACAGCUUAAGGAAGUUAAAUGAUGGUUUCAAUCACAAAGCUAAAUGAUUAUAUAUUUGCUAUUUUUAAUUUCAGUAUUCAAGUCUUGGGGUAAUAAUUUUGCUGGGAAAGAAACCAGUAUUGAUUUCAGAACACUAGUUUAUUGCACCCUUCCCUCUUUUAUGUGCAGUGGUAUUUUUAUUGUACUUGGUAUUUUGGGGGCAUUUUUGUUUUUGUUUUUUUUUUAAGUGUAGAUUUGUGUUUAACAGUGGUACUAAAUCGCUAGCCUGGUCACUCCGUUUACUGCUUGUCCAAAACCCAAAGUAUGCAGUAUUUAAUUUUCUAACAGGAACAUUGUCUAAACCCAAGCUUUUCAAGCAAUGACAUUUGACUAUAGAUACUCGAAUUUAUUUUAAUGGUAACUCAGCCAAUCUCUGCGAUAUAGUUUAAGCUGCGGAAAAAGAGCUUCUAAAUUAUUUUGAGUUGGAAAAGUGAGAAGUCUUCAUCUUUAACAAAGUUAAAUUUUAACUUGUUGAACUGGAGGCCUAAGAGGUUAAAUUUGUGCCAGAGAACUGAACAAUCCAGAACUGUACCCACCAUCAUAAGUUUCUAGAAUGUAAUCAGGUCUUACUAUAAUGUCAUUUAUAUCUCUUUUGAAGACUUAUUUGUAUUCUUGGAUUGCCUCAUGAAUCUUAUGCACAACACUUGCGCUGUUUUUUCAAACUCAGUCUUAUAAAAAAUGAAAACAGGAAGGACCACAUCCCUCAGCCUGUGUAGACUGUAGCUGAAAUUAAUUCAGCUCUUAAGGAGAAUCACCUUUAGUAAGACAGCAUAGAAUUCUGAGGCCCCUCCAUGCCUCACUGGGAUCUUUUCACUACAGUGUCCUGGUAACAACAGAAGAGCAUGACAGAAAGUAAAUCCCCUCGCUUAAUCCCAGGAUUGAUACUGUACUGUUAGCAUGAAGUCCCUAAUAUUCUCUUUUCUUUUAAUCCAACUUGAAUUUGGAUAAACAUUUUAGCUUCACCAAAGCUGAAGUAUAUUAAUGAAUAUACUUCCUUCUAGACAUUUUCUGCAUCAUGAAGUUAAAAGCAAUUUAAAUGUUCUGUGUAAUGGGGGCUUUAAAAUUUCAUCCUAGUGGACGUGCUAGCAUUGAACUUAAAAUUUGUGUGGAAUGUUACUAAAAGCUUUCCAGACAAAAGCCAGCAUUUUCUGCUGAAGACAGGCAUCAUCCUUCUAGCAUCAAGAGUGUUCUUUUCAUGAUCUUUUAAUUUAACUUGAGAGUUUUGUCUCGGAACUCUACUAUGGAUUACUUAUUAAUCUAAAUUUGCACAAUUCUCUUGGUAUUUCUUGGUUAGGAAUCCCGGGGACAUCAUCCUUGCAAUUCAAAUGAAGUUGAAGAAUGCAUAAUAAUAAACAUUACAAGAAUAUAUUAUGGAAAAAUAUAGGAAUAAAACUUAAAUUUGGAAGGUAUUUUCUUCCCAGAUGUUUAAAAGCUCUUUGACAAAACAAACUUUAAUGUUUUAUGUAUAGGGACCGUUGAUUUGUAAUGUCAUGGAUUGAAUGUAUGGUGUUAAAGCUGAGUGAAAUUCAGGGUUCAGUUACAUGUGAAUUGUUUAAACCAAAAACCUCUGACACCUUGCAGCCCAAAAGGGAGGGAGAAGCUUGAGUUUAGCUUUGACAGCAGGAGGUUCAUAUUUGUUAAAAUGUUUUGUACCUAAUGAAAACUAGAUUGUACAGUCAGAGUAUGGCGCCCACUGAAGUUGUCAUUUUGUAGUAUUGUGGCAAAUUGAGUACAAAGUAUGAAGUUCAAACACUGGAAUGUCAGUAGUCAUUGAUCUGUAAUUUAGGAGUUGGUUUUAUUUAUCUGAGGGAUGUUUGUAUAUUUUGUAAAUUACUAACAAUGCUCUGCCAUCCUGGUGAAUGUCAUGGUUCUGUACAAAUGCACUUCUGUCCCUCUGUUGCAUGUCUGAGUAGUUCAGAAGUUUUGUAUAUUUAUUGUAUUAACACAGUGUCAUAGAAUAAAAAAAGACUUUUUUUCCUGGAUGUUUGCUCUGU
Molecule: messenger RNA, 3919 nt
Organism: Cuculus canorus (common cuckoo)
Lineage: Eukaryota; Metazoa; Chordata; Aves; Cuculiformes; Cuculidae
Gene: SCAMP1
Product: secretory carrier membrane protein 1
Exons: 9
Coding region: 102-1121 (339 amino acids)
Biological process (GO): protein transport
Cellular component (GO): recycling endosome membrane; trans-Golgi network membrane
Source: RefSeq, a predicted model, not a curated record